Thalassophryne amazonica is the source of this 1336-nucleotide messenger RNA. RefSeq names its product Src like adaptor 1a (gene sla1a). The record is from RefSeq and is a predicted model, not a curated record. Lineage: Eukaryota; Metazoa; Chordata; Actinopteri; Batrachoidiformes; Batrachoididae. The transcript is spliced from 8 exons. Bases 298 to 984 code for a protein of 228 amino acids.
GUCAGCUUGCUGCUGUCAGCUCUGGCGAGCGUGGCACCUCAGAGCCAGACUGUGCCGGCACCGCCACACUCUGUGUGGCCCGCCAUCUGUGCCGCCGCGCCUGAUGUCAUCGCAGCAGGCGAUGAUCAGUCCUACAGUCUGCCCGUAGGAUGGGGAAUGUGAUUCGAGGUACGAGUGCCAGGAGCAAAGUCAACACAGACGAACUGGACAAUUCUCUACUAAAGGGUCCAGAUGAUGACAUGGCGCUGGUGAUCCAAGACUACCCCUCUCCUCAAAUCACCGAACCAAUCUACAAGAAUGGGGGGAGAAGCUCAGAGUCUUGCAGAAGAGGCGUACUGGUGGAGAGUCCGCUCGGUCCAAACAGGGAAUGAGAACUACAUUCCCAGUACCCACGUGGCAAAGGUUUACCACAGUUGGCUGUUUGAAGGUUUGGUGCGGCAGAAGGCUGAAGAGCUGCUCCAGCUACCUGGGAACAGAGUGGGCUCCUUCCUGAUUCGGGAGAAUCCCAGGGAGAAAGGUGUCUAUUCGCUCUCCGUGAAGCACACGAUUGUAAAGCACUAUCGUAUCUUCAGAAUGGACAACAGCUGGUACUACAUCUCACCACGGCUCACUUUCCAGUGCCUUGAAGAUAUGAUCAACCACUACUCCGACUCUGCAGAUGGACUUUGCUGCACGUUAACCACUCCCUGUUUGUCCACCACGACGAGCCCAUCAGCAGAUCCAACUUCUGGAGCUCCACCCGUCGUCAUGAGAAAUAACUUCGACUGGAAGAAAGUCGACAGGGGUGAGCUUGUCAGCACGAAUAGCUGCAGUGACAACAUGGUGAGCUACGGAGUGCGAAACAGCAUCGCUGCCUAUCUGUCCUUCUCAGAAACUCAAGAUGCUCCCCAGUCGAGGAUGCGCAGCAAGAGACACAAGAGCAGAUCUGUUUAUGGUGUGCCUAAGACUGUCCUUGCAAAAUUAGACAGUGAGGAGGAACUCUAAAUGCAUAAGUGAGCUUCGAAAGACUAAAACACACUCGCAAAUUCAAGCAGACGCCUCUGAGAUGGUGGUGAGUUGUGUUAAUCUCACAAACUCUGCGCUGGAAUUUCUGACGUGAGCACUUUGACCUUUGUGGCCACAUGUGAGAACCUGUGAUGAACUGAAACACGGAAGUUGAAAUGAACUGGGACAAUAUAAAUUAGAAGUGUAUAAUUCUGCACAUAAGGUGUAAAAUAACCCACAUGGUGUUAUGAUUUUACAGUCAGACUUGGAUGCUUAAUGUUAUGUCAAAUCUGAAGGGAAAAAAAAAAACGCCUCUCGCCCAAUGACAAGUGGGAUAGGUUCCAGCCCUCUG